Antrostomus carolinensis (chuck-will's-widow) is the source of this 1702-nucleotide messenger RNA. RefSeq names its product ral GTPase-activating protein subunit alpha-1-like. The record is from RefSeq and is a predicted model, not a curated record. Gene Ontology annotation, cellular component: nucleus; cytoplasm. Gene Ontology annotation, biological process: positive regulation of GTPase activity. NCBI's taxonomy places the organism in Eukaryota, Metazoa, Chordata, Aves, Caprimulgiformes, Caprimulgidae. Gene Ontology annotation, molecular function: GTPase activator activity.
CCUUCAGCAGAAGGUGCUGGACACCCACAAGGACCUGCUCACCCGCCUCAAGCACCUGCGCAUCCUCAUCGAGAAUGCAGAAUCAAUUGAUCUCAAACAGUUAUUCGACCUCCAUUUCUCACAUAUAUAUUAUGUGUUCUUUGAAAACUUUGUGACUAUCGAAGUAGGUCUUAAACAAAAAGGUCACAAGUCUCAGAGAGAAUAAUUAGAUUCUAUUCUUUUUAUUUUUGAGAAAAUUUUGCAACUCCUUCCAGAAAGGAUUCAUCAGAGAUGGCAAUUUCAUAGUAUUGGGCUGAUUUUAAAGAAGCUUCUUCACACUGGAAAUUCAUUAAAGAUACGGCGAGAGGGCGUGCAUCUCUUUCUUUUGUGGCUGCAAGCACUUCAAAAUAACUGUAGUAAAGAACAGUUAUGGAUGUUUUCUUGCUUGAUUCCUGGAUUUUCAUCACCACAGUCUGAAUAUGCCCGAACACUAGAUAACCUCAUUAACCCUCCACUUAAUGUUCAAGAAACUCAAGUGACUAUAGAGGAACUCACUCCACUUGUUCCUCCACAAUCAGGAGAUAAAGGACAAGAAGAUUUAACAAGAUAUUUCUUAGAAGCACUUUUGAAAUACAUAGUAAUUCAGGUUAAGAGUUUAGAAUGGAAGAACAAAGAAAACCAGGAAAAAGGAUUUUCAUUUUUAUUCUCAAAUUUUAAGAAAUACUACUUACCUUCUAUUUUCCCAAACAUCUGUAAGGAGACCAGCUUAUACAGCCCUAUACUUGAUAUACCACAAAUGAGACCAAAGCCACACUAUGUAAUGGUUAAGAAAGAUGCUGAAACCAAUGAGGCAAUAUAUUGCACAAAGGAACCUUUUAUUAAAGCUCGUGUUAUUGUCAUUCGAUGGUUGAUGUCUUUCUGGUUUGAGCCAAAACCUCAUACAGGACCUCAUAUUCCUGGGAUGGAAGGUGAAAAUGUGCCAAAGAAUAUUCAGAGAGCAGCUGCUAACAUGGCUUCAAGGGAGGACAGCAAAAAUGACAGCACUGAUAAGCAGGAUAGAAAUGCAGAGACAGAACAAUCUCACUCUAAUACAAGUACUCUAACAGAGAGAGAACCAAGUUCUUCCAGCCUCUGCAGUAUUGAUGAAGAGCAUUUAACUGAUAUUGAAAUUGUCCAGAAAGUCUCUUCAAAAAGAAGCAACAUUAAUUUUCUAACUGAGAUUUUUCGACAGGCAUUUCUGUUGCCAAUAUGUGAAGCAGCUGCCAUGAGGAAAGUGGUAAAAGUAUAUCAGGAAUGGAUUCAGCAAGAGGACAAGCCUUUAUUUAUGAAAGAACCUGAAGAAAUAUUGCAGUGCACAAUGGUAGAUUGUGAUGAAAAUGUUGUUGACCACAAUUCAUCAGAGAAAGCAAAAAAAAGAGAAGAGGAAAAAGGGAUGAACUCCAGUCAUGUCAGAAAUUCAAACUGGGCAAGAAGUGGCUGUUACGAAGACACUUUGCAUAAUAUGUCCAAAAUGGAUGUUGAAGAGCAAAAUAUACGAGCUGGAGUACAGUCAGUAUUGCAUGUUUUUAUAAUAAAUUCUUCAAAUAUAUUCUUUCUUGAACCUGCAAAUGAAAUUAAAGCUCUGCUGGAUGAACACACGGAUAUGUGUAAACGCAUUCUUAACACCUACCGUCACAUGGUAGUCCAAGUAACUAGGCAGUCCUGGCAGCCUGGAAGUUCCUAA